AUGGUUGGAAACCGGAUCCUCAGGUUCAGGAUCCAGGUCAGCGACACAAAGGACCGUUUCUCAGAACUCGGCCUUUCAUCUCAGCCUUAUACCUUCCACUGGAGCCUCCUGUUUCAUCUCAGCCUUCUCUACCUUCCACUGGAGCCUCCUGUUUCAUCUCAGCCUUCUCUACCUUCCACUGGAGCCACCUGUUUCAUCUCAGCCUUCUGUACCUUCCACUGGAGCCACCUGUUUCAUCUCAGCCUUCUGUAUCUUCCACUGGAGCCUCCUGUUUCAUCUCAGCCUUCUGUACCUUCCACUGGAGCCUCCUGUUUCAUCUCAGCCUUCUGUAUCUUCCACUGGAGCCUCCUGUUUCAUCUCAGCCUUCUGUACCUUCCACUGGAGCCUCCUGUUUCAUCUCAGCCUUCUGUACCUUCCACUGGAGCCUCCUGUUUCAUCUCAGCCUUCUGUACCUUCCACUGGAGCCUCCUGUUUCAUCUCAGCCUUCUGUAUCUUCCACUGGAGCCUCCUGUUUCAUCUCAGCCUUCUGUACCUUCCACUGGAGCCUCCUGUUUCAUCUCAGCCUUCUGUGCCUUCCACUGGAGCCUCCUGUUUCAUCUCAGCCUUCUGUACCUUCCACUGGAGCCACCUGCUUCAUCUCAGCCUUCUGUACCUUCCACUGGAGCCUCCUGCUUCAUCUCAGCCUUCUGUACCUUCCACUGGAGCCUCCUGUUUCAUCUCAGCCUUCUGUACCUUCCACUGGAGCCUCCUGUUUCAUCUCAGCCUUCUGUACCUUCCACUGGAGCCUCCUGUUUCAUCUCAGCCUUCUGUACCUUCCACUGGAGCCUCCUGUUUCAUCUCAGCCUUCUGUACCUUCCACUGGAGCCACCUGUUUCAUCUCAGCCUUCUGUACCUUCCACUGGAGCCUCCUGUUUCAUCUCAACCUUCUGUACCUUCCACUGGAGCCUCGUGUUUCAUCUCAGCCUUCUGUACCUUCCACUGGAGCCUCCUGUUUCAUCUCAGCCUUCUGUGCCUUCCACUGGAGCCUCCUGUUUCAUCUCAGCCUUCUGUACCUUCCACUGGAGCCUCCUGCUUCAUCUCAGCCUUCUGUACCUUCCACUGGAGCCUCCUGUUUCAUCUCAGCCUUCUGUACCUUCCACUGGAGCCACCUGUUUCAUCUCAGCCUUCUGUACCUUCCACUGGAGCCUCCUGUUUCAUCUCAACCUUCUGUACCUUCCACUGGAGCCUCCUGUUUCAUCUCAGCCUUCUGUACCUUCCACUGGAGCCUCCUGUUUCAUCUCAACCUUCUGUACCUUCCACUGGAGCCUCGUGUUUCAUCUCAGCCUUCUGUACCUUCCACUGGAGCCACCUGUUCAUAGUUAUCGACCGGAGCCAAAGAUAGACCCACAUCUGCAAUCUGAGAACCCCCACCGCCUCCGCUGCAGCCCGGACCCGUCAGGCCGGACCCGCCAGGCUCAUCCAGUGCUUAUCAACCAGUGGGCCAUGGGCUGUUAG
This is a messenger RNA of Knipowitschia caucasica, 1494 nucleotides long. Lineage: Eukaryota; Metazoa; Chordata; Actinopteri; Gobiiformes; Gobiidae. The record is from the annotation of a GenBank genome assembly.